Durusdinium trenchii is the source of this 459-nucleotide messenger RNA. The record is from the annotation of a GenBank genome assembly. Lineage: Eukaryota; Dinophyceae; Suessiales; Symbiodiniaceae.
AUGAUUCGUGAUCGACUUCCAUCCAAGGCUGGAGCAAGAGUCUCAGUGCUGAAAGGAACUGAGAAGCUGUCGUUGAAAAAGACUUUGUCCGAAGAAGGCCUUGUUGAAGGAGGAUCAGCAUUUUUGUCCUACGCUUACGAGGCAGCAAAUCUGCAGGAGGCUUGGACAUGCAUCAAAGGUCUCCCAGUGGAGGAUGAGUCAAUGGCCCUGGAGGGAAUCCAAGAAGUAGAAGGUCUCGAUGAACCAACUCAACUGAGGAACCUUGUCAGCAUCAAGAGCCUUUCGUUUGGCAAUAUGUUUAACCAGACUCUCAAAGGGGUGGCUUGGCCCAGCACUCUCGAGAGCCUUCAUAUUGGAAACUGGUUCAAUAAGAGUCUGGAGGGAGCAGCUUGGCCCAACACGCUUCAGAGCCUUUCCCUUGGCUUUGAUUUCAAUCAAACUCUGGAGGGAGUGAUUUAG